AAGUCUUACUUGUGAAAGUGACCCCUGCUUGGUGGUUGUACGGCGAAAAUUCACCGCCCUGACGACAAGGAAAUGUUUUCGUAUGGAGUCGCUGUCCGUGCCAUGUCAGGCGGGGAUCGAAUGACAGCAUGACGUCUCGCCUUCUGCUGCGAAGUUGCUCUAUUUAAAAUGGCCCGAGCCCCGCGUUCCGGAGUUUAGCCCAGGGCAAAUCGUUAUUGGAUAUUCAAUAUGAGUUGCUGGAUACAAAACAGUUACAGCCCACUCUUCAACGAUGCCUUUGAGGUAAUCCAUCACCAUCAGGCUCAACACUUUCGCCAGGACCCGGGUCUCCAAUACCUGCCAAGUCCUCCACACUCAGCAUAUAACCUCCAACAGCAUCAGGAGAUGGGUUCUGGACCUUAUCACACUCUUGAUAUCCAACCCCAGCACCUCCAGGACAUGGUGGAUUUCAACAUGGACAGCAACAAGUUAAUGUAUGAGAAUGGGAUCCAGGUUCCAAACUAUUACCCAGAGAGCCAUAUUCCAGAUUUCUUCAUGCCAAGGCAAGGGAAAGGCAGGAAGAGGCUUCGCCUCUACGAGUUCUUGAGCGAAUCCCUGCGAGACGCUGAGAUGUCCGACUGCAUUCAGUGGGUGGACAAGAAAAGCGGCGUCUUCCAGUUCAUCUCCAAGAACAAGGAGAAGGUGGCAGAGAUGUGGGGUCGGAGGAAGGGCAAUCGCAAGACCAUGACCUAUCAGAAAAUGGCCCGCGCCCUUCGGAACUACAGCCGUACCGGGGAGAUUGUCAAAGUCCGCAGAAAGCUCACCUAUCGCUUCGAUGCGCAGGUCCUGCAGAGGCUGGGAGGGGUGCCGAACUCCCCCUAUCCCCACACCGAUCACUCGCACUAUAGCUGUGACCGCUGGCACUUCAAUUACAGCUAUAACGAAUUGUUACAGGAGAGCACCAUAUGCUGCCUGACAUGCUGGGUGUUUUUGAUAUUUGCUAUUUCUCUGCCAAUAAAAAAUUCCCUAUUUUAUACAAUUUGUGUCGUGACUCACGUUAAAUGUCUUAAAGCACAGGUUCGUGUUGUGUACAGUUUUGGUUACCCUGUCAUAGGAAAGACUUUAAUUUUUUUUUAAGUUGGGAAGAUUGCAGUAAAGAUUUACAAUGAGUUUGCUGGGUUUUGAGGGCUUGAGUUAUAGGGAGAAGUUGGGCAGGCUGGGACUUUAUCCUUGGAGUGUAGAAGAUUUUGAGGGAUGGUCUUAUAAGGGACAUAGAUAUGGUGAAUACGUACAGUCUUAUUCCCAGGGAAAGGGAAUCUAAACCUCAGGAGAUAUAGAGUGACAAAGUCAUAGAACUUCACAGACCUCCAGGACAUCUAGUCAAUGCUGAACUAUCAUUCUGCCUAGUCCCAUCUACUGGCACCCGGACAAUAGACCCCAUACCCUCCAGUCAAUGUCAUUGGGGUGCCAAGGCAGCAUAGCGAUCAGCACAACACUAUUACAGCUUGCACGUUCCAGAGUUCAGAGUUCAAUUCUGACAUCCUCUGUAAGAAAUUUGUACAUUCCUUUCCUUGAGCACCUGGGUUUCCUCCGGGUGCUCCCGUUUGCACCCACAGUCCAAAGACGAACUGGUUAUUAGGUUAAUUGGUCAUUGUGAAUUGUCCCAUGAUUAGGUUAGGGUUAAAUAGGUGGGUUGCUGGACGGAAUGGCUCAGUGGCCCAGGAGGACCUGCUCCACACUGCAUAUCUAAAUAAUUAAUAAAUGCCUAUCUAAACUAGCUUCCAGCAGAUCCUUUGAUGCUCCCAAUUCCAACAUCCACAGUAUCUCCAAAAUCAGAAAAAAAUGGGAUGAGCAGAAAGAGUCAGAAUGGA
Messenger RNA from Mobula hypostoma (lesser devil ray), 1850 nucleotides. Its product is annotated as transcription factor Spi-C-like. Lineage: Eukaryota; Metazoa; Chordata; Chondrichthyes; Myliobatiformes; Myliobatidae. Gene Ontology annotation, biological process: cell differentiation; regulation of transcription by RNA polymerase II. The transcript is spliced from 8 exons. Gene Ontology annotation, molecular function: sequence-specific DNA binding; DNA-binding transcription factor activity, RNA polymerase II-specific. Bases 229 to 1116 code for a protein of 295 amino acids. Gene Ontology annotation, cellular component: nucleus. The record is from RefSeq and is a predicted model, not a curated record.